Messenger RNA from Trypanosoma theileri, 1140 nucleotides. Its product is annotated as Tbingi protein. The record is from RefSeq and is a predicted model, not a curated record. The transcript has a single exon. Bases 1 to 1140 code for a protein of 379 amino acids. NCBI's taxonomy places the organism in Eukaryota, Euglenozoa, Kinetoplastea, Trypanosomatida, Trypanosomatidae.
AUGGUCAGUAAACAUGGGUUCAAGAGAGCCGAUGCGCUCUGGAAGAUCAAAUUCCCCCAUGAGCCACCUCCGCCGGACACAACGUUACCCCAUCCCAAUUCGCCUAAAGCAAAACUCCAUCCGUUUGCCUGCAGCAUCUGUAACCGAACAUUUCCACUACAAAAUGGAUUAACGCGCCACCUUAGAUACAUGCACAAUGCCACAUGCCCUGUCCCAGAGAGAAAACGCCCGCGAGCCGACGAACCGAUACCAGAGGAAUCAGCAUUUCCCUUUGACAAAUGUGAUAUGGUAGCGCGCUCUAAAACAAGCCUCAAAUCCCAUAUUAGAGCGAAACGUCCUGAGAACCCCACAAAGGACGCACCUCGUACCCAAUUAAUCCCUCAACUUGCUUCCCUACGCUGCGAAUUUUGCCUACGCGACUUUGGCAACAUUGGAGGUCUCGCAUGCCAGAAAAAGUUUAAACAUCCACCUGGAACUCCAAUUCUGCUAGCAACAAUACAAGUAACGUUUCCGCGAAAUAAAAAACGCCAGCGAGAUACGUCGCCACCACCAGAGCGUGAGAACAGAGAGAAAGUUCAACGCGGAGUCUGCCAGAAGUUCUACGUCCACCUAGACUCCCUCGUAAUCCACUGCAGAAAAUUCUAUUAUGGACAGGGAAUGCCUACAAAAAACAAAUUCCACCAUCACACGAUACAAGAAAACGAAAACAAGAGACCUUCCGGCAUUAGUCUGUCCCUCAUGCGGUCGCCAAUGUGUAUGAGUAAGUCAGGUCUAACUCUACACCGAAUGUCACGACACGGGUGUCAACCUAUUCGCGCGCACACCAGCCAACGCGACGAAUGCGACAAAACAGCUCUGCAUCUUUUGAGUUGCCCCGCUCUUCAUCCACUGCGAGUUCAAUUUGCUAUCGUUGAUUAUGUGCCCCUGAUGAAACUAUGUUUUUCUAAGCGGUUAGCAAAAUUCCUCAUUGCGGUGGAGCGGAACUGCACUAUACCACAGUCUUCACACCCAAGAAACCCUACAUCCCCUUCCUCAUACCCCGCAAGUCCUCCCGCGCACAUUAGAAUUGGCAAUGCCCUCGAUUAUGGAACCCCGAUAGAAUCGUACGUAAGGCGCUCGUGUCGCCGACCGAAGAAGUAG